AUGGUCCAUUCAUUAACACAAUCCCCGGAGAAACGUAAAGAAGGAAGUCUCCUGCUGAGUUAUGUUAUGAUUUCCUUUGAUGUCACGUUCCUUUUUAAUUCUAUACCCAAGGAUCCCACAGUUAACACCGUCGAACUACUCCUACGAAGCAAAUACGAUCUUUUGGGUUUCUCUUUCAGGAAGUACUUCGUGUUUGACAGAACGAUUUACGAACAUCUGAAGAAAACACUGAUAGGUUCACCGAUUUCGGUCCUCAUCGCCGAGGCAGCCACACAAAGGGUUAAGGUCGUUAGUUUUCCACCACCACAGGCCGAAAUUCUGGGUGCAGAUGUUGAUGCAGCGGACGUUGAAAGCUGGAUUGCACUCUUGGCCGUCCACCACAAACCUCAGAACAGCGUCUUCCUGGGCAUGCAAUUUACGAUGGAGGAGGAAGAAAACAACCAGUUGGUUUUCCUGGAUGUCCCCGUCUACCACAAAGAAUGUGAUGGCCUAAAGACCAAAGUGUUGAGGAAAGCGAAAAUCACGAGUACUGAGUAUCAACAGAAACCACGCGCAAACACAGUGGUGUAA
Dibothriocephalus latus is the source of this 570-nucleotide messenger RNA. Lineage: Eukaryota; Metazoa; Platyhelminthes; Cestoda; Diphyllobothriidea; Diphyllobothriidae. The record is from the annotation of a GenBank genome assembly.